AUGCUUUCCCCUCUUCUUCCUUCUCGCCCUGCCGUACUGGUGGGCUACGACAUCGAUCGAGCGGCUGCCGCUCGUCGAAGUACAGGAGGUAAGCUUUGGGGCUCGAAUCCUCAGCUGACAUCAGGACUACCCUAUCCGCACAAAGGUCUGGUUCACUGCCGACGAGGCGGCCAUCCCGAACCCGCCAGGCGGCACGGUGCCGAUCGACGACAAGCUCGGUCUGAUCGCGAAGAAGGACACGAUGCUCCGUUACGUGUGCACAUCGCUGUGGACGAGUCAACGAAGCCCGAAUUCCCGUUGGAGCCGUACAUUCAGACGGACUACGGGCAUCUCGACGUACCAGCCGGCACGCUCGUGAUCCCGCUGACGUCCCGUCAGACCAAGGAUGGCAUGCUCGGGACGCACCUGAAGAUCGCCGCGAUCAACAGCAUUCACAACCUACUGCCAGCGAACCUGCCGACGGUUCCAAAUCGUGCACUGGCUUAUCAGCCGAACGUGACGCUGAGCUUUGUCGUGCUCAACGAAGACGCAAGCGAGGGCUCCUACGUCGAGGGGUGGGACGUUGAGGCCGCGAUUCGGGAUCACUUCAAGCCGACUCUGGAGCCGCUUGCGCCGCUGUUCAACUUCUCGAUUGAGAGCCAGGUGCUCUACCACGCUCCUUUGACAUUUGAGCCGACGCAGCAGGAGGAUGGAAGCUGGGCCGUCGACGAUGAGCAGAUCAAGGUCUUCGUGUCGGAGCACUGGAAUCUGGACUCGAAGUCGACGAACAACCCCGUCCUCCGCUUCAUGCUCUUCGUGCCGUCGGCGAAGCAUCGUCCGAUGAGCCUGCCAGGUACAGACGCCUCUGACACAUUCCUCCUUCCUCAGUUCGGUUCGGUCGUCAUUUUGAACCCACCAAGCAGUCUGAAAGAAGACGCCUCGUACCACCUGACUGAGUCUGCGCUUGACCAACCGUUCUCCCAGUUCACGUCCGACUUUUACAAGCUGCUUGCCAUCCCUACGCUGCCUGAGAAGCUGCACCCGUGCCCUGAGAAGAAGGCCACGAAGACGCGAGCGAGCCGGGGAGUGUCCGAGCCGUUCAGCCCAUGGCAGCUGGACACGGCGCUGCGCAUGCGGCAUCUCGAGAACGCUCGCGAGGCUCGCAAGACGCUAGGCGGCAUCGUGCGCCUCAUCGACAAGAUUGAGGAGAUGGAGAUCCACGCGGCAGUGCGGGAGAAGAUCCUGGGCGCGAUCGCAAAGCUGGAGCAGCUCCCCGCCGCGGCCAAGGAGGGCGUGCUCGCCUCAGCCCUGCUUUCGCGCGAUGCUGUGGGACUGGCCAACGAGGCGUUCUUCGACCCCUCCAUGAUGGGCCUGCUGUACUUCCCGGACCAGCACAAGUUUGCGGUGUACGCGCCGCUAUUUGCGCCCAUCGGCGUGAGUCUGGUGGCCGGGCUGGUGAAGGAGAUCAGGGCUUGGAAGGCCCGGAAAAAGGCGAAGAAGGCGCAGACCGAGCCCGCCGCGGCAUCGGUCACGGUGGAGAAGGACAUGCCCGUGCAGAAGGUAGACUAG
Molecule: messenger RNA, 1548 nt
Organism: Trichosporon asahii var. asahii CBS 2479
Lineage: Eukaryota; Fungi; Basidiomycota; Tremellomycetes; Trichosporonales; Trichosporonaceae
Exons: 3
Coding region: 1-1548 (515 amino acids)
Biological process (GO): attachment of GPI anchor to protein
Cellular component (GO): GPI-anchor transamidase complex
Source: RefSeq, a predicted model, not a curated record